Miscanthus lutarioriparius is the source of this 942-nucleotide messenger RNA. The record is from the annotation of a GenBank genome assembly. NCBI's taxonomy places the organism in Eukaryota, Viridiplantae, Streptophyta, Magnoliopsida, Poales, Poaceae.
AUGAACUUGAACCGCCUGACGCCGGCGCAGAACGGGGCGAUGCGGCCGCCCUCGGGGCAGGCGCAGGGGCUGGCGCGGUACGGCUCCGCGCCGGGCUCGCUCCUGGCCGCCAUCGCCGAGUCCGUGACCCGCGGCGACCCCGCGCCGCCGCCCGUGAGCCGGUUCUACUCCGCCGAGUCCUCGGGGCUCACCUCCUGCGAGUCCAGCUGCCGCACCGACGGCGGCGGACGGCCGCCUCCCCUCGAGCGUGCGUACGGCGGCUCCGGCGAGAUCCGCGUGCCUCCGCCGCCGCCGCAGCAGCAGCAACAGCAUCAGAAGCACCCGCUGGCGGCGGCUUCCGGCGGCCUCCCCGCUGUUCCGCCACAGCAGCUCCCCGCCGGGCUGCUCUCCCGCCUCAUGGGCGACCCGCACGGAAUGGCCGCGACCGGAGGGAUGGGGAGCUACUCGCAGGCGGGCACCGACGCCGCGAUGGCUCACGGCCACCGGCAGCUCAGCUCGCAGUGGAGCUUCUCCAGGCAGGACCUGCCGCAGAUCUCCGAGAUGGGGAUGAUACCCGACAUCGGGGAGAGCAUCGUCGCCGGCGGAUGCAACAGCUCCAGCGACGGCGGCGGCGGCGGCGCGCAGGCGCAGCCCUCCUCCUACCUCUCCAUGAACUUCUCCUUCGGCUUGUCCAACUCGUCCUUGGAGCUGCCCGGCAUGGACGACUACCUGCAGCUGCAGCAGGACUCCGUCGCCUGCAGAGUCCGUGCUAAGCGUGGCUGCGCAACUCACCCGCGGAGCAUUGCUGAGAGGGAAAGAAGAACAAAGAUUAGCAAGAGGCUGAAGAAGCUGCUAGAUCUUGUGCCCAACAUGGACAAGCAAACAAAUACGUCGGACAUGUUGGAUCUUGCUGUAGAUUACAUCAAAGAGCUCAAGGACCAAGUUGAGGUACGCAUCGCUUGA